AUGUCAAGGACUCUUGCAGCCAUCCUUGGAGGUGCUGCAGGAGCCGUGGCAUUGGUGGGGAUUGUGAUCUUAGUCAUAAGGUUCUGGUUUUUUAGCGCUAGGACCAUUUCCAGAACUUCUGAGACGGGAUCUUCUGAUCCUUCAGUUCAAGCUGGACGAACUACUGGGAUCGAAUUCACCUUGAGAGAUGCUAGACGAUUUGAGAUUGAGGAAUUGUUUGUGGCUACCAAUAAUUUUAGUGAUAAAGGAUUGAUUGGGCAAGGGAAAUUUGGCGAGGUGUACAAGGGUUUACUUCAAGACGGGAUGCUUGUGGCAAUAAAAAGGCGACAUAGCCCUCCCACUCCGGAUUUCGUUGAGGAGGUCCGAUAUCUUUCAUCAAUCCAGCACCGGAAUCUUGUUACUCUGUUAGGUUAUUGCCAGGAAAAUGGUCAACAGAUUCUGGUGUACGAAUACAUUCCCAAUGGCAGUGUUUCAAUUCAUUUGUAUGGAGCUGGACAGAUAUCAACUGAGAAGCUUGAAUUCAAGCACAGGCUUUCUAUAGCUCUGGGGGCAGCAAAAGGUCUGGCUCACAUUCACUCACUUAGCCCUCGCUUACUACACAAAGACUUUAAGACAUCAAAUGUUCUUGUGGAUGAAAAUUUUGUAGCAAAGGUUGCAGAUGCAGGAUUACGGAAUUUCCUUGGAAGAUUUGAAAUUGGGGGCUCAUCUUCUGAAGUGACAACAGAUGAGGUGUUCCUCGCACCAGAGGUAAAAGAGUUCAGACAUUUUUCUGAGAAAAGUGACGUAUACAGUUUUGGUGUAUUUCUUCUGGAGUUAGUGAGUGGGAGAGAAGCGCUGGAUUUACUUGCUUCAGACCCUAACCAAAACCUUGUGGAAUGGUUGCAAAACUAUCAGGAAUCAGGGGAUUUAGCAAUCAUCAUUGAUCAGAGGCUGGCUAAUAGUUUCACCACAGAAGCAACGUACCUCCUCUUUCCCUCCAAAAAUCCCGAAAAUAUAGUUGACCAGAAUCUUCAAAGUUGGCGCAUAUCUGGAUUGGGUUUCUCCAAUUACAUCCGCAAAUGGAGUCAUUAUAAUCACUGCAAUCGUUCUAUCUUCCUCCUCCGCACAAAUGGAUACAAUUUUCUGUUGGCUUCGUCUUCAUUGGCUGGAGCCUCAACCGCCGCCUCCACCACUAAAACCAGAUUGCCGCCGCCAUCUCCGUCGCGGCCAGCCAUCCCGACCACCCGAGACAAGAGUUUAGAAAACGACCCCAUUACUCUGCUCAAUGACAGAAUUGUCCGGGAGCACUGUAAGAGAAGGGAUUUCAGGCCCCCGCCGGAGGACGCCGACAAGUACAUUCGCCUUGUUAAGGAGCAGCAGGAAAGGGGUUUACAGAAGCUCAAAGGCGGCGCCGGCGGUUCUUUCGGGUACAAGGUUGAUCCUUACACUCUCCGUCCUGGAGAUUAUGUGGUCCAUAAGAAGGUGGGUAUCGGCCGGUUUAUUGCUAUUAAAUUCGACUUCUCCACCGCUGACCAGCGUCCUGUUGAGUAUUUGUUCAUUGAGUAUGCUGAUGGUAUGGCUAAACUUCCUGUCAAGCAAGCCUCUCGCAUGCUCUACCGCUAUAAUUUACCAAAUGAAUCUAGAAGGCCUCGUACUUUGAGCAAACUAAGCGAUCCAAGCGCUUGGGAAAGGAGAAGGUUGAAGGGAAAGGUUGCAGUUCAGAAAAUGGUGGUUGACUUGAUGGAGCUCUAUAUACACAGGCUCAAACAAAGGCGUCCUCCUUACCCCAAAACACCUGCCAUGACUGAAUUCGCAUCUCAAUUUCCUUAUAAACCAACACCAGAUCAGGAGCAGGCGAUAAUGGAUGUUGAAAAGGACUUGACUGAGCGAGAAAACCCUAUGGACAGAUUAAUAUGUGGAGAUGUUGGUUUUGGUAAAACUGAAGUUGCUCUGCGUGCCAUCUUUUGUGUGGUUUCAUCAGGGAAGCAAGCUAUGGUUCUUGCACCUACAAUAGUUCUGGCUAAACAGCACUAUGAUGUUAUCUCUGAGCGCUUUUCAAGAUAUCCAGACAUUAAAGUUGGACUUUUAAGUCGAUUUCAGUCCAAGUCAGAGAAGGAGGAAUAUCUGCACAUGAUUAGACAUGGGCAAGUGGACAUUGUGGUGGGUACUCAUGCAUUACUUGGUAAUGGAGUGGUGUAUAAUAAUCUUGGUCUUCUUGUGGUUGAUGAGGAACAGAGAUUUGGAGUGAAGCAAAAGGAAAAGAUUGCUUCGUUUAAAACCUCCGUUGAUGUAUUGACACUUUCAGCCACCCCUAUUCCCCGUACCCUCUAUUUAGCAUUGACUGGUUUUCGUGAUGCUAGUUUAAUUACAACACCUCCGCCUGAAAGAGUUCCAAUUAAAACCCAUCUUUCAGCAUUUAGUAAAGAAAAGGUCAUAUCAGCCAUAAAGUAUGAGCUGGAUCGAGGUGGACAGAUCUUUUAUGUUUUACCCCGAAUUAAAGGGCUUGACGAAGUCAAGGACUUUCUUGAGGAGUCAUUUCCGAAUGCUGAAACAGCUGUUGCACAUGGAAAGCAAUACUCAAAACAGCUUGAGGAAACUAUGGAAGGAUUUGCAUUAGGAGAAAUCAGGAUUCUCAUAUGCACCAACAUAGUUGAAAGUGGGCUAGAUAUUCAAAAUGCAAACACAAUCAUAAUUCAAGAUGUUCAGCAAUUUGGUCUUGCUCAGUUGUAUCAGUUGCGUGGAAGAGUUGGCCGGGCCGAUAAAGAGGCUCAUGCAUAUUUGUUUUAUCCUGAUAAGUCUCUGCUUUCCGAUCAGGCAUUAGAGAGGCUUGCUGCCCUUGAGGAGUGUCGCAAUCUUGGCCAGGGUUUCCAGCUAGCUGAGAGAGACAUGGCAAUUAGAGGCUUUGGAAAUAUCUUUGGUGAACAACAAACAGGAGAUGUUGGAAAUGUGGGCAUUGAUCUUUUCUUCGAGAUGCUGUUUGAGAGCCUGUCAAAGGUUGAUGAGCAUCGUAUUACUCCAGUUCCUUACCAGUCAGUGCAGCUUGAUCUAAAUAUAAAUCCCCACCUGCCUUCGGAGUACAUACAUUAUCUGGAGAAUCCCAUGGAAAUAAUUAACGAGGCCGAAAGAGCUGCCAGGAUAGAUAUAUGGAGUUUGAUACAGUUCACUGAGAGCCUUCGUCAUCAGUAUGGAAAAGAGCCUUACUCCAUGGAAAUCCUGUUAAAAAAACUGUAUGUGAAGAGGAUGGCUGCGGAGUUGGGAAUUACGAGGAUAUAUUCAUCCGGAAAGAUAGUUGGCUUCAAAACAAACAUGAACAAAAUGGUUUUCAAGCUAAUAAUUGAUUCGAUGGUGUCCGACACACACAGGAAUUCUCUUGCUUUUGAGGAUGGCUUAAUUAAGGCUGAACUUCUUUUGGAGCUGCCAAGUGAGCAGUUACUGAAUUGGAUAUUCAACUGUCUUGCGGAACUCUAUAGCUCUCUGCCGGCCUUAAUCAAAUACUAG
Oldenlandia corymbosa var. corymbosa is the source of this 3477-nucleotide messenger RNA. NCBI's taxonomy places the organism in Eukaryota, Viridiplantae, Streptophyta, Magnoliopsida, Gentianales, Rubiaceae. The record is from the annotation of a GenBank genome assembly.